Messenger RNA from Leptopilina boulardi, 2162 nucleotides. RefSeq names its product leucine-rich repeat-containing protein 15-like. The coding region runs from base 159 to 1979 and encodes 606 amino acids. Lineage: Eukaryota; Metazoa; Arthropoda; Insecta; Hymenoptera; Figitidae. The record is from RefSeq and is a predicted model, not a curated record. Gene Ontology annotation, molecular function: protein binding. The transcript is spliced from 2 exons.
AUUUCGACAAUUUAAAAAAAAAAUUAUUAAUAUACAUACUUAUAGAGAAAGCAAAAAACUUGUUUUAUUUCAAAUAAUUUUUUUUUUUAAUUGAAAAUUUUAUUCUUCAACAUUUGACAUAGUGAUAAUAUUUAUAAAUUAAGUUUCACUCAAUAAAAAUGCAGUUCUUCAUCUGUGGAAUAUUUCUAACGGUGCUUAUUGUAUUAUCCACAUGUAAAACUCCAUUUCUCUUACACAAUGAAGAUCAUGAGAAAUGCAUUGAGACGAAAAAUUUUCUUCAAUUGUCCGCCAAUACAAACUGGUCAAAAAUCAAAGCAAUGAUUUCAAACACCACUGACAUCAAAUGUCUAAAUAUGCAAAGUAGCAAUAUAGAGUACAUAACGCCUUCAACAUUUCAAAAAUUUCCAAAUUUGGAAUAUCUAAAUCUUGCCGAUAACAAUCUUCAAAAGCGAAAUUUGGAUUUUGUAUCAAGAAUGACAAAUUUAAAAACACUUGUACUUGACAAAGCCUACAGAAUGGAUAGCGUUGAUGGUGAUGAAUUUCUCUUUAAUGUCGAAUCGUCAAAUUUAGAAUCACUUUAUUUACGAUAUAAUGGAAUUAAAAAAUUAAUUGUUUCACAUAAUGUACAAUUCAAAAAUCUCACCAAAUUAGUUCUCAGUGAUAAUAAAAUCGAAGAGAUCAGAAUCAUAGGAAAUGGACCACCUACUAAGGCGAAUUUUAAUUGGUUACCUCAAUCAUUAAAGUAUCUUAAUAUCGAGAACAAUAAAUUAAAAGAGUUAAAUUUAAACAAUAUGAUAAAACUCGUUGAAUUGCAAGCGCGAAACAAUGAAUUUGAAUCACUAAUACUGGAAAAUCUUCCCAAUCUUCAAUCACUUUUAAUAAAUGAAGAGUCCCUUAAUCUAGUAUCCAUAAAAAAUCUCACCAAACUCGAGGAUCUUGUACUUGGUCUCAAUAAUCCUAAUGAAAUUCUACUUUCCCACAUCAAUGGUCUCACAGCACUUCAAAGUUUACAAUUGGAAUGCAAAAAUGUCUCACUAUUCGACGGUGAAAUAAUAGAUCAAAUGCCAUCACUUCGAAGUUUAUUCAUUGGCGGUAGUUUACUGAAUGCCAUACCAAAAAUAACAAAUGGAACCCAUUUAAAUUAUCUAUUUCUACCCAAGAAUAAAAUUGAAAUAAUAAAUCCAAUUGAUUUUUCAAGUAUGCCAAAUUUAGAGGAACUAAAUCUUUCUGACAAUUUAAUAAUGGAUCUAUCACCUGAUACUUUUUCGAUUCUAAAAAAAUUACGAAUUCUUAAUUUAGAGAAAAAUCUUCUCAAGCGUGUUUCACAUUUAGCGUUCAAUUCUUUUGAUAAUUUACAAAAAUUACGACUAUCUUACAAUAGUAUUACUUCUUUUGAUGCAAAAAUUGUCAAUUUAAAUCCAUCACUUAAAGAACUUCAUUUGGGAAACAAUUUUUUAAAACAAUUUCCCCUAAUCAAUAGAGCAGAGAAUUUAUGGUAUUUGAAUUUAGGAAGCAAUAAGCUUAGAGUUUUGGAAAAAAUUGACCUUAAUUUAAUGUUUCCCAAUUUAGAAGUAUUGAUUUUAUCCUUUAAUAAUUUGACAAGAAUUGAUCGUAAAGUAUUUGAUAAUUUAAAAAAUUUAAGAGGUUUACAUUUACAUUCAAAUGAAUUACAAACAAUGCCAGAUAAUUGGUCCUUGUCAUUGAAAAAACUCGAAACAGUUAGUUUAGAUAGAAAUAAAUUUAAUGAUUUUGAAGCGCUUUCAUUGACUGAAAUAAAUUUUCAAAAUGUCGCCCUAUCCUAUUCAUUGGCAAAUGAUCAUUUUCUCUAUUGUACUUUAAGAAAUGGUAUCAAUAUUUAUUGUAAUUUUAUCAAGGAAUAUAAAGAGGGCGACAAUAUUUUUUAUUUUCAAAAGAAAUACAUGACUUUUAAAAAAGUAGCAAAUAAUAAAUUAAUGUUAAUUCCAUCGGCUGAAAUGUAAUUAUUUGAUAUAACUAUUUGAUUUUGAAAUUUAGUAUAAAAUUGUCAAUUAUUUCUAUACUUUGAAGGGUUUUACCAUUAUGUAUUAUUAAAACGUUAUUUUCAUAUAUUUGACUUUGAAAAUUAAUGCACACGCAGUAUUUAUAAUUAUGUGGGAAAAAUUAAUUAUAUGAAAUAUCUAGAG